Phycodurus eques (leafy seadragon) is the source of this 1889-nucleotide messenger RNA. Its product is annotated as purine nucleoside phosphorylase-like. Gene Ontology annotation, molecular function: purine-nucleoside phosphorylase activity. Lineage: Eukaryota; Metazoa; Chordata; Actinopteri; Syngnathiformes; Syngnathidae. The record is from RefSeq and is a predicted model, not a curated record. Gene Ontology annotation, biological process: nucleoside metabolic process. The transcript has 6 exons. Bases 163 to 1032 code for a protein of 289 amino acids. Gene Ontology annotation, cellular component: cytoplasm.
UGGGGGGUGUGGCUGCCCGGUGAGAUUGAGGGGAAGAGAGGAGAGGGACCCGGGGAAGAAAAAAAAAAACGCAACAUCACGGACGCUCACUCAAGGCAAAGCCGCUCGACAUAUUCGGAACGUCCACCGUCAAGAUCAAGACCCCCUUAUCAUUGCCUCAACAUGGAGGGCAAAUUCGAUGACGAGUUUCAAGUGGCCGCCGACUGGCUGAUGUCCAAGACGUCCUCCCGGCCCACCGUGGGCAUCGUGUGCGGUUCGGGUUUGGGCGGCCUGGCCGAAAUACUCAAGGAGCGGCAGGUCUUCAAGUACGCGGACAUCCCCAACUUCCCGCGAAGCACAGUGCAUGGUCACGCCGGUCAACUGGUUUUUGGAACGGUAAAGGGAAGGGCAUGCGUUUGCAUGCAGGGCAGGUUCCACCUGUAUGAAGGAUACCCUGUGCAGAAGGUGGCGCUGCCCAUGCGCGUAUUGAAGCUGCUCGGCGUGGAGACGGUGAUUCUGACCAACGCGGCCGGCGGCCUCAACCAGGACUACAAGGUGGGCGACGUCAUGAUCAUCAAAGACCACAUCAACAUGCCGGGCUUCGCCGGAGUCAACCCGCUGGUGGGACCCAACCACGAAAGGUUCGGUGUGCGCUUCCCCUGCAUGUCUGACGCCUACGACCGCGAGCUGCGCAAGUUAGCGCACGACGUGGCGGCUGAGCUGGACUUCGGCGACUUUGUGCGGGAGGGGGUCUACUGCGUCCUGGGGGGGCCCUCCUUCGAGACCGUCGCCGAGUGCCGCAUGAUGCACCAGCUCGGGGCCGACGCUGUGGGCAUGAGCACGGUGCAUGAGGUGAUCACGGUGCGCCACGCCGGCAUGCGCUGCCUGGCCAUGUCGCUCAUCACCAACCGGGCAGUCAUGGACUACGAGAGCCAGGCCAAGGCCAACCACGAGGAGGUCCUGGAGACGGGCCGCCAGCGGGCCGCGCAGCUGGAGCACCUGGUCAGCACGCUGGUGGGCCGGCUGGAGCUGUGCCACAACAAGUCGUCGUGAAGACACACCUUUUUUGGCUUCUAAAUAUCCAUUUGGAGUAGAUUUCUAUAUACCAAAAAAAAAACGUAUCCAGGUGAACAUUUCCAUUAGUCCCAACAAAGUGGCUAAGUAGCAUCCACUGGGAAUUCAACCACCAAUGCCAGUAGCACUUAAGAAUGUGAAAUUUAAGAGCAAUGUCUAUAAUGAGUAGACCCUCAAAAAAAAAAACAAUUCUCAAGAACCCAUCCCUGAAAAGGCACAAGCAUCGUGCCAGUUUGCUUUGAAACGAACAUCAUAAAAGACAACACACUAACUCAACCAUAACUAUUCUUUGAAAAUUCAGCCCCAAUUCAAGUUUCCCUUAGCAAUAUGAAAUUUGGUAGACAUGUCUGUCAUUGGUAGACAACAAAAUAAUCUAAAAAGCACACACAACACAGGAAGUCUUGCAAUUUUGGUUGAUUUUGGCCAUUUCCAUGAGUACCUCAAAAACAAGCCCAUUAGGAAAUGUUGUCCCAUUACUAAUAAUUAGUAAUACUAAGUGGGUUUUUGUCAUUGCGUGUGACCAGAGAAUGUCGGCAAAGGUUGCUAUUGCUUAGCAUACAGGAUUACUCCACACACACUGCUGUUGGUGACAAUCAAUACUCCAGAGUAAUGCUCUCCUUCCUGCUGUGUAAUGGUUCUUGAAAUGCUCAUACAGUACUUACAAGCACUCACUCCAUAAAGCGAUUCAACCGGAUGAAGUUUUUUUUUUUUUUUUUUGCUUUUUUUUGGGUGGGGGGGAAGUAGAAGUGUGGACCAAAACUGGGAAUAAAGUUUCACAGUCUUAACUGCUGACCUGGUUGAUAAACUACCUUUGCAAUAAAGUAACUUGUUAGGGU